AUGCCGGCCGCCCUCUCUUGCCUUCCCCUUCUUCGUGGAAUCAAAGCGAUCAAGGUCCCCGUCAACGUCGUCGCCUGCAACAGCCCGACGACCGCGACGGUGCUGGGUACGUCCGCGGCAAGGUGGGGUGGUAGCUCGUCGGUGCUGGUGGAUGGAUGGGACUUCACCUCCCUCCCCAUACCUGGGCGGGCGCGAGGACUAGUGGCUGAGUGGCGCGUCGGAAUGACAGCCCUGCUACGAUUUGCUCGCAGGAGACCUGAGCGCGACGGUGCUGCCGUCGUCUCUGCUCAUCGUCUUCAUCGAUUG
Schizophyllum commune H4-8 is the source of this 306-nucleotide messenger RNA. RefSeq lists its product as uncharacterized. The annotation marks the transcript as partial. The transcript has 2 exons. NCBI's taxonomy places the organism in Eukaryota, Fungi, Basidiomycota, Agaricomycetes, Agaricales, Schizophyllaceae. The record is from RefSeq and is a predicted model, not a curated record.